This is a messenger RNA of Onthophagus taurus, 702 nucleotides long. The record is from RefSeq and is a predicted model, not a curated record. Lineage: Eukaryota; Metazoa; Arthropoda; Insecta; Coleoptera; Scarabaeidae.
AUGCCUUAUACAAGAGCUUCAAUUACACCUACAGAGGUCAAUGCCAUACCAAAUUUUGAUGGCAACCCCAUUGUUUUACCAAUUUUUAUCGAAUCUGUCGAAGAAUUUAUUAGAACUUAUUAUGAUACAGCAGAUCGAAAUAAUCCCAUAAAUUCUUUUAUAAUUAAAAUUAUCAAAGGUAAAUUUAUAGAUGAGGCACAAGCUUUAAUUGCUUCUCGAGAGCUCAGAACAUGGCAGGAAAUCAAAAUUUGUUUAAAUUUAAAUUAUUCCGAUCAAAGAACAGAAGAUUGUCUUUUAACAGACUUAAUGCACAUCACACCAAUUAAAGACGAAAAUCCAUAUAGCUUAGGAAACAGAAUUAGGGAAUCAUUAAACUUGUUAUUAACUAAAGUUAAAUUAGAAAAUCUAGACGAUACAUUAAAAUCAGACAUGUAUAAACAAACUGCUUUAAAAACUUAUUUGAGAAAUUUAAUGCAAAAUGAAAGUUUUGGCGAAACAAGUUAUAAUAAAAACCCUACAAGUUUAGAAGAAGCUAUGUCUUUCGUAUUAGAAAGACAAAAUUGGCUCUAUCUUUGUAAACAACCAUCCCAAUUAAAUUCUUUAAAUUCACCAAAAACAAUUCCAAAAAUUCCAGGAAAUUUAAGAAUGCAAUCACAAAAUCAAAAUCAAAAUUUUAAUUAUAAAAAGCCAUUAUUUAUUCCA